AUGACGGAAAAAUCAUCCAGCAAUCCAGAAUACAUUGCCCAACCCCCUGGCCCGUGCUGUUGGGCAGGCACUCUCCACGAAGGCAGCCCGCGCGGCGACGUGGAAGACAUUCUCGAAGUGCCCACCUACGUCAUCCGCCCGUCGGCUGUGAAGAACUCCCCGCCGCCCAACGGGCAUGUCAUUCUCUACUUCCCGGACGUGUGGGGUCUCUCCGUCAACGCCAAGUGCAUCAUGGACGGCUUCGCCUCCGUAGGCUACACGGCGCUCGGCAUGGACUUCUUCCGCGGCGACCCGAUCUCAAAGUAUCGCAACGCCAAGACCGAUCCGCUGCCGCCCGGGUUCGACCUGGCCGCCUGGCGCGCCAAGCACUGGAACUUUGCCACGGAGAACGUUCCCAAGUGGACGGCGGCUGUCAAGGAGAGGUUUGGUGCCGAGUUGAAGGCUGCGACGGGCAAGGAGGCGAAGUUUGCUUGCGUUGGGUAUUGCUUCGGGGCCCCGUUUGUGUGUGAUUUGCUUGCUGGGGUUGGUGGUGACGGGGAGCCGGUUGUUUCCGCUGGUGCGUUUGCGCAUCCGACGGCGUUGAAGGAGGAGCACUUCACCAGCAUCAAGAGGCCACUGCUGCUCUCCUGCGCCGAGAACGACCAAGCAUUCCCGACCGAAGCAAGGAGAAAAGCAAUCGAUUUCCUCCAAAGAGAAAAGAAGAUUUACCACCUACAGGUCUUUCAGGGCGUGUCACACGGUUUCGCGGUGAAAGGAGACCCCUCAGAUCCGUACCAGCGAUGGUGCAAGGAGCAGAGUCUUAGCGCCAUGAUUGACUGGUUCGACAUGUGGCUGGUUCAGAGCUCUUGA
Colletotrichum orchidophilum is the source of this 849-nucleotide messenger RNA. Its product is annotated as dienelactone hydrolase. The record is from RefSeq and is a predicted model, not a curated record. Gene Ontology annotation, molecular function: hydrolase activity. The transcript has 3 exons. Bases 1 to 849 code for a protein of 282 amino acids. NCBI's taxonomy places the organism in Eukaryota, Fungi, Ascomycota, Sordariomycetes, Glomerellales, Glomerellaceae.